ACGCUCCCAGCACUGGCGGGGCAAACACUGAUACACCAAGCACCGAUGCACAAGGCGCUGACGCACCUAGCACUAAUGCUCCAAGCAGUGAUUCACCAAACAGUGACGCUCCCAGCACUGAUGCAACUAUCACUGACGAACCAGGUCAGAAAAUGUCGGGUGGAAGACGACGAUUACUGUCUGUCAUGCAGCCUAGAGAAGAUGCAGCAUCAGAAGCUGAACCUCAAUGUAUUCAAGUGUCUUACGAAGAAAAUGGUGCGACGAACGUUAUUCGAGAUUGCUACUAUCCACCUGAGGAAGACGAUGACUCUGGAAGUUCUAACAAUCAGUGUAAGACUUUGGUAGGAAACAAUGGCAAUGUCACUACCUGUAAAGUCUGCACUGGUGAUCUCUGCAACGCAUCCGUCAAAACUACUGGGACGAUUGGUUUACUCGUGGCCUGCUUGGUAUCAACUUUGAACUUCUGCUAUAGAUUGUAAUACGGCUAGAUAGAACUGAAGUAUGGUGGAAGCUGCUCUAGUCUAGAUUGAAGUUCUGAAUGAAGUGAAAUAAUUGCCACUUAGCAAUUUUUUAGUCUAGUGUAGUUUUGUAAAUUAACGGAGUUCAAAGUUUAAUAUUGGAUACAAUUGGAUUGGAUUAUCUAAUCUAUCUAGGUAUCUAUCCAGGCUAGUAGCUUAGUUAUUUCAUAGGUAGUGUUAGGGUUGUUUAAGGCGACGAAUUGGUAAACAAUAAUUCCAUAACCGGCACGCGCAUCUAGGGCGCCAAGAGGGGACGGAGCGUCUG
Molecule: messenger RNA, 783 nt
Organism: Helicoverpa zea (corn earworm)
Lineage: Eukaryota; Metazoa; Arthropoda; Insecta; Lepidoptera; Noctuidae
Exons: 2
Coding region: 153-479 (108 amino acids)
Biological process (GO): positive regulation of voltage-gated potassium channel activity; sleep; regulation of synaptic transmission, cholinergic
Source: RefSeq, a predicted model, not a curated record